AUGGCCAAGGUCAACACCCAAUACUCCCAGCCCUCCCAGAACCACCUCACAGUAAAGACCAUGGACAGAGACCUCGAUCAUAUUGAGAAUGGCCUUGGCAGGGCCCAUUUGCCAUGUGAGGAAACAUCAACAUCAUCUGCACUGCAGCAGAGGAUCGCCAUGGAGACCAGAGGACUGGCUGGAUCCAGGGGGAGCUCCUUCACUGGCCAUGCACCUGCCAGGUUGUCACACCUCAUCAUCUCACUGCGCGCCUGGGCCACCAGGCACUCACAUCAUGAGGAUCAGAGACCUGACUCUUUUCUGGAGCGUUUCCAUGUAACUGAGCUUAAAGAGGUGUCCAGUCAAGAAAGCAAUGCCCUGUCAAAUGUGGGCUGCCAGGAGCCACCAGACAUAGGAAGAAGCACCUGGCCUCUGGCCAGAAGCAAUGCUAAUGCUUGCAACAACUCCACAGAGAAGGAAAAGAAGAAGGGAGCCAUUGUAGUGGACCCUUCUAGCGACACCUACUACCACUGGCUGACUGUCAUCGCCCUGCCGGUCUUCUAUAACUGGUGUCUGCUUGUGUGCAGGGCCUGUUUUGAUGAGCUUCAAUCUGAGCACCUGGUGCUGUGGCUAGUGCUGGACUACUCAGCAGAUGCCCUCUAUGGCUUGGAUAUGCUGGUGCGAGCCCGGACAGGUUUUCUUGAGCAAGGCUUAAUGGUCAAGGAUGCUACAAGGCUGUGGAAACACUACACAAAGACCUUGUACUUCAAGCUAGACAUGUUAUCUCUGGUCCCCACGGACCUAGCUUACUUGAAGUUGGGCAUCAACUACCCAGAACUGAGGUUCAACCGCCUACUGAAGUUUUCCCGGCUCUUUGAAUUCUUUGACCGCACAGAGACAAGAACCAACUACCCCAAUGUGUUUAGGAUUGGGAACUUGGUCUUGUACAUCCUUAUCAUUAUCCACUGGAAUGCCUGCAUCUACUUUGCCAUUUCCAAGUUUAUUGGUUUUGGGACAGACUCCUGGGUCUACCCAAACAUCUCCAAGCCAGAGUAUGGGCGCCUCUCCAGGAAGUACAUUUAUAGUCUCUACUGGUCCACCUUGACCCUGACCACCAUUGGCGAGACCCCACCCCCUGUGAAAGAUGAGGAGUAUCUCUUUGUGGUCAUAGACUUCUUGGUGGGCAUUCUGAUUUUUGCCACCAUUGUAGGCAACGUGGGUUCCAUGAUUUCAAACAUGAAUGCUUCCAGGACAGAGUUCCAGGCCAAGAUUGACUCCAUCAAGCAAUACAUGCAGUUCCGAAAGGUGACCAAGGACUUGGAGACACGGGUUAUCCGGUGGUUUGACUAUCUAUGGGCCAACAGGAAGACAGUGGAUGAAAAAGAGGUUCUCAAGAGCCUCCCAGAUAAGCUGAAGGCUGAGAUCGCCAUCAAUGUACACCUGGACACUCUGAAGAAGGUCCGCAUCUUCCAGGACUGUGAGGCAGGCCUGCUGGUGGAGCUGGUACUGAAGCUGAGGCCCACUGUGUUCAGCCCUGGAGAUUAUAUCUGCAAAAAGGGGGACAUUGGGAGGGAGAUGUACAUCAUCAAGGAGGGCAAGCUAGCUGUGGUGGCCGAUGAUGGGGUCACCGAGUUUGUGGUCCUCAGUGAUGGCAGUUACUUUGGGGAGAUCAGCAUCUUAAACAUCAAGGGAAGCAAGACAGGGAACCGCAGGACAGCCAACAUUAGGAGUAUCGGCUACUCGGACCUGUUCUGCCUCUCCAAGGAUGACCUGAUGGAGGCCCUCACCGAAUAUCCUGAUGCCAAGAAGGCCCUGGAGGAGAAGGGACGGCAGAUCCUGAUGAAGGACAACCUGAUCGACGACGACCUGGCCAAGGCUGGGGUGGACCCCAAGGACAUUGAGGAGAAGGUGGAGCACCUGGAGUCCUCCCUGGACAUUCUGCAGACCAGGUUUGCUCGGCUCUUGUCCGAGUACAACGCCACACAGAUGAAAAUGAAACAGCGCCUCAGCCAGCUUGAGAGCCAGGUGAAGGUGGGUGGGAGUGACCUCCCUUCUGACAGAGAGAUUCCUGAGGAUUCUGCAAAGGCAGAGGACAAAUGA
This is a messenger RNA of Castor canadensis (American beaver), 2079 nucleotides long. Lineage: Eukaryota; Metazoa; Chordata; Mammalia; Rodentia; Castoridae. The record is from RefSeq and is a predicted model, not a curated record.